Messenger RNA from Aspergillus uvarum CBS 121591, 849 nucleotides. RefSeq lists its product as uncharacterized. NCBI's taxonomy places the organism in Eukaryota, Fungi, Ascomycota, Eurotiomycetes, Eurotiales, Aspergillaceae. Bases 184 to 618 code for a protein of 144 amino acids. The record is from RefSeq and is a predicted model, not a curated record. The transcript has a single exon.
UAGGUCGAUCGGCCCAUCUGAUCAACCUUGAUGAGGUUCUUUGAUGGAAAGGAGAUGACGAUGGGGGGAGAAGAUAGCGAAGAGGGCCGGCUUUGGCUCCGGGGGAGGACAAAGCAAGCCAGCAAGCCAGCAAGCAGUGGUAGAUUUAGGCAAGGACAAAUCAUAGAUCAUAAAUCAUAACUAAUGUCUUGCCUCCGCAGAAGACCACGUUGCCCGUGUGUCUCGAAACCAUGGUUCUCUCAUCUUGUUGUGCCUUGCCCCAAAAAUCUGCUUUUGGUGGUGGUUCUGGGUUCCGCCCUGCUGGAACCUGACUGGGGCCUAAGGCCAGUGACGGGCUUUUUCCCUCCCCUAAGUUACCUGUUCUCCACACUACUCCUAGUACCGCCGCCGCCUCCACCAUUCAUUCCUUCAUUCAUCCAUCCAUCUUUCUUUUAUUUACCAUCUCUGUCCAUAAGCAGCCCGUGUGCGCUCCAACGUAUCUCUCUCCCUCCUUUUAGAUUCUUGCACGCUAUCCUCGGUCGGUUGUUAAAACUUUGCCGUCGCUAUUAUUACGAUUGCUAUCAUUAUUAUUGUUUUUCUUCUUUUGGCGUUUCAUCUUUUCUUUUCGAUUGUUGGUAGCCUCAACCACAUUUUAUCCCCUCCCCUGAUCUUCUGACACUUGACUCUGCUUCUGCUUUCUCAGGCACGGUCUUUGUGUUCUAUUAUUAUCUACCAAGAACCCCGGUUACGUACAUACAGUAAUCGCCCCGGACGUGCUACUAGGCUGUCUCCCCUUCCGCCUCAGUGCCGAAACUGCUCCGACUGUCGCGCUUCUCUCGUGCUACGGCAGACAGAAUUCACCAAUGUUCG